Messenger RNA from Panthera uncia (snow leopard), 1356 nucleotides. It is a transcript of the gene PNO1, whose product is annotated as partner of NOB1 homolog. The record is from RefSeq and is a predicted model, not a curated record. Gene Ontology annotation, molecular function: RNA binding. The transcript is spliced from 6 exons. Gene Ontology annotation, cellular component: nucleolus. Bases 84 to 866 code for a protein of 260 amino acids. Lineage: Eukaryota; Metazoa; Chordata; Mammalia; Carnivora; Felidae.
GGACCCUGAGAGGUGCGCCUGCGCAUUGCAGCGGUGCUCGCGUUCUGGCCGGAAGCACAUGUUGGGGCUGGAGAUUCCUGGGGAUGGAAACGCAGAUGGAGGCCCAGAGCGCGGGGGCCGAGGACGGCUUCACCCAAGUCACCCGCAAGGGUGGCCGGCGGGCGAAGAAACGGCAGGCUGAGCAGCUGUCCGCGGCGGGGGAGGGCGGGGACGCGGCCCGCAUGGACACAGAGGAGGCCCGGCCCGCGAAGAGGCCCGUUUUCCCGCCCCUCGCUGGGGAUGGAUUCUUGAGUGGGAAAGAAGAAACAAGGAAAAUUCCGGUCCCAGCUAACAGAUACACGCCAUUAAAAGAAAACUGGAUGAAGAUAUUUACUCCUGUUGUAGAACAUUUGGGACUUCAGAUACGCUUUAACUUGAAAUCGAGGAAUGUAGAGAUCAGGACUUGUAAAGAAACCAAGGAUGUUAGUGCUCUGACAAAAGCAGCUGAUUUUGUGAAAGCCUUUAUUCUUGGGUUUCAGGUAGAGGAUGCAGUUGCCCUCAUUAGGUUGGAUGACCUCUUCCUAGAGUCCUUUGAAAUUACAGAUGUGAAGCCCCUAAAGGGAGACCACCUGUCAAGAGCAAUAGGAAGAAUCGCUGGCAAAGGAGGAAAAACCAAAUUCACCAUAGAGAAUGUGACACGGACGCGGAUAGUUUUGGCUGAUGUGAAAGUUCACAUCCUUGGCUCUUUCCAAAACAUCAAGAUGGCAAGAACUGCCAUUUGCAACCUUAUCCUGGGUAACAGCAAUUUAUUCCUUGGGUGUAUUCUCUGGAAAGAAAAGAAUAGGGAAUUUAGAACUCAAACCACAUUUGCAAAUCAGUGUAGGUGAAGGGUAAUGUUAAAGAUAGCAAGUAGAAAUGGGGGUUGGCAAAUGUGGACCUAAAGAAAAAAGGAGUAUUUUUGCUUGGAUUCUGUUUGCUAGAGAAGACAAAGGGUUUGUUGGAUUAUAUUGCUUAAAUCUUUGCUGCUUUCCCCUGAGGUGCAGUGAAAAGCCCUUCCAGAAUAGUAGGCAACAUGUUUUAGGUUUCAACAAAAAAAAGCUGCUGGUCACCAUUAGUCAAUUUAAUUGACACACUUAGUCCUAUUUUCAAGCUGUGCAGCAAAGUCCGUUAGCUUCUGUUAAGAGUUACAGGAUUGUAGUAGCUUGCUCUAGAUGGGAUUUUCCAUCAGUGCCCAGAUCUGAUUGACCAGCUUCUUUUUGAAUCAGGUUGGUGCCUUUGACUCAGGAUUUAAAAUGUUUUUGGAGGAUAUCUGGGUAUGGUUUACAGUUCUUUUGUUGGCUUAAGAGCGAUCCGCUGGAAAAUGUUCUUUUUAGAGUU